This is a messenger RNA of Nannizzia gypsea CBS 118893, 1059 nucleotides long. RefSeq lists its product as hypothetical. The record is from RefSeq and is a predicted model, not a curated record. The transcript has a single exon. Gene Ontology annotation, biological process: canonical NF-kappaB signal transduction. The coding region runs from base 1 to 1059 and encodes 352 amino acids. NCBI's taxonomy places the organism in Eukaryota, Fungi, Ascomycota, Eurotiomycetes, Onygenales, Arthrodermataceae.
AUGGAUGGAACCACAUCCAAAAGCGAGGCCCAUGGCCAUGACAAGCCUACGGAUGGAGCUGAUACUAUUCCCAAGGGCGAUGAAUAUCGAGCAUCACGACCUGGUAAGGUCAGGUUGAAAUCCACACAUUCGUCCAGCCGGAGAUCCCGCGAUAAAAAGCGAUCGCGCGAGGAAGACGACCCUCAUGAACAUGGCAGACACCGACACCACCAUCAUCGGCACCGUCGUCGCCGUCAUCACAAAGAUCCCGAACCAGAGCCAGAGGAAUAUCGCUCACCACCUGUUUCACCCAACACAGCGUUUCGCGAAUCAUUAUUCGAUGCACUUGCCGAUGACGAAGGGGCUGAUUAUUGGCAAGCAGUGUACGGCCAGCCAAUACAUACAUAUGCCCGACCAGACGAGAGAGGAGAGUUGGAGAAGAUGACUGAUGAUGAAUAUGCAGCCUAUGUCAGGGCACGUAUGUGGGAGAAAACCCAUCAGGGGUUAAUAGAAGAAAGGGAACGACGGAGGAAAGUUCGAGAAGCUGAAAGGGAGCAGGCCAGGGGAUAUGGAAGAUAUUCUGCUAGAGCAGAGACGGAGCGCGAAGCGUUUGAUAGGAUAGUGGAAGAAAGCCUGAAACGUGGCAAGGAAAGGAAGACUAGAAAAGAGCAGGUGAAUAUCUGGCUUGAUAUCUGGAAACGGUAUCUUGAUUGCUGGGAGAAUUUGAAUAACCGGGCUCAAGAAGGUCAGGCUUCUUCCAGCCCGGCGGAUUCUCUCCGUAACAUAAUUGUCUGGCCUGUCGAGUCCGGCAAGCGAAAGGAUGUAAAAAUGGAUUCAGUGAAGCAAUUUGUGAGCAACGCCCCUGUUCCGAACGGUGGCUCCGAACCAGAACAUUCCAGUUCUAGGACAUCAAGACAUUCGAACAUGUUGGCUGUUUUGAAGCUGGAGCGUGUGAGAUGGCAUCCUGAUAAAAUACGGCAUAGAUAUGGAGUUUUGGGAGUUGAUGAUGAUAUGGUUAAGGCUGCCACUGAAGUAUUUCAGAUUCUAGAUCGGAUAUGGGUGGAAGAGCAAGCUAAAUGA